CAUCAGCCUUGAAAAGUCCGCACUCGGGCGUGGAGCGCAGCGCAAGGCGUAGCUUGAUCGGCUCGGCGCUUAGAGCAUCACUUCGACAGAAGUCUAUACACACCAUGGCAAACAGAGGGCCCGCUUAUGGACUCAGCCGAGAGGUUCAGCAGAAGAUCGACAAACAGUAUGACCCUGAACUGGAGCAGAUCCUGACCCAGUGGAUUGUGGCACAGUGCGGUCCAGAGAUUGGGCAGCCCCAGCCCGGGAAGGACGAGUUCCAGAAGUGGCUGAAAGAUGGCACUAUUCUCUGCAAGCUCAUCAACAGCUUGUACGCCAAGGGCCAGGGCCCCGUGGCCAAAAUCCAGGCUUCCGCCAUGGCCUUUAAACAGAUGGAGCAGAUUUCACAGUUCCUCCAGGCGGCUGAGCGUUAUGGCAUCCUCGCCACGGACAUAUUCCAGACGGUGGACCUCUGGGAAGGUAAGAACAUGGCCUGUGUGCAGAGGACCCUGAUGAAUCUGGGAGGCUUGGCAGUCGCUAAAAAUGACGGAUUCUUUGCUGGAGACCCCAACUGGUUCCCGAAGAAGUCUCAAGAGAACCGUCGCGCCUUCUCGGAUGACAAGCUCAAGGAAGGACAGAGCGUCAUCGGCCUUCAGAUGGGCACAAAUCGGGGCGCUUCCCAGGCGGGCAUGACAGGUUACGGGAUGCCACGCCAGAUCCUUUGAGCCCUGCUUGCCUCUCGAUCCAUCCUUGGCCUCCUAACAUUUUAAAUCUCUCUAAAAGCCUUAAAAGGGGGGGGGGAGGUUUUCCAGUGCCCGUGUCCCCGUACUCACCAUUGCCAAUGUGUGCCCCUUGCUGCUCUUAAUUUCCUUUUACUGAAUUCCAUUUUUGGCAUUUCCAACUGGAGUAAACAUUGGCCUCAUUUUUUUUUCUCCCCCCAGAGUAUUUUAAGUUUUCUUCCACUCCUCCCCAGACCAAAUGUGCUGGGACCAAGGAAACCCCUCGUGCCCGCAGUCCACAAGUAAUGCCAAAACGGCUCUAAUAUGGACCAAAUACCUCUUGAGCCUGGAGCGCUUUGUCUCCGACUCACAUUCCGGCAUCUAGCUUCACAACACAGCUCCUCUUUAGCCGAAGCUUCUGGACCAAAAUAGCUGCAUUUUCUGGGCUCCAGGUUAGCAAACUUCUCUUCCCCCCCUGCCCCCCCCCCCCCGCCCAGCAGCUUGCCAGCAUACUGGCACCUUAUUUCUAGACUCUCCACCCUGAAUGCAGAACUUCUCAGCUAACCCUGACCUGAAAUACAAAAGUGGUAAGGGAGACAAGAUGGCUUUUGAACACACACACACCCCUGGAGUGGGAGGGUCAGGUGGUUGGCAAGAUUUCAGAGAAGCAGAAGGUGGCCCUCUUGGUGCUAGGUUCAAUUCCUCCCUUUUUUUGAAGCUGCUUUGAGGGGGGGAGUGGUGUUGGCAAAAGGGAUUUAACUAAGCCGCUCUCUCUGCUCUGGAGUCGCCUUCAGGUUCAUGGCUGGCUGUGUUCCACCUUCUUCCACACCUUGGCAAUUUUUUUUUUCAGUGGAAUUCUGAUUUUUUGUAUGCUAGAGCGAUGCCUCGUGCUUGGUGGGGAACUGGUGGGGGGCUUUAGUCUCCCCCUCCUGGGGUAAAGGCUCACAGCUGUUAACCUGGGCUCUUAAAACCAUGUAGCAUUCUUGACUGUGGAAUGUGCUCUUGCCUCAAGGCCUCUGAUAAGGAAUAAAGAUUGCUCAAUCCUUGUUUAUAA
Messenger RNA from Eublepharis macularius, 1752 nucleotides. It is a transcript of the gene TAGLN2, whose product is annotated as transgelin 2. The transcript is spliced from 5 exons. The record is from RefSeq and is a predicted model, not a curated record. NCBI's taxonomy places the organism in Eukaryota, Metazoa, Chordata, Lepidosauria, Squamata, Eublepharidae. Bases 105 to 704 code for a protein of 199 amino acids. Gene Ontology annotation, molecular function: protein binding.